AUGUUUAAGCGUAAGAAGCAACCUGCGCCUCAAACAAGGCCUCCACCACUGCCUCCACCGCCACCAAACGUUGUGCAUCGCAAAGGCAUACCCAAGCUCACUGUUAGCGAGUGCUUGCAGCAGGCGCAAGGGGCUCUGCAGAAACUGCGGACAAUUAACCCAGGGGACCUGCAAGCAUUUCCACUACUAAAUGAGAUACAGCGUCUUGGUACGUGCCAAAUCUUAGACCUGGAGGACGAAUUUCGAGAGCUGGCAGAUGUAGUGGUGUCUCGGGCGGACGCCGCGUCAAAGCCAGAGCCUCGGCAAGCGUCCCCCGCCAACCUCAACUCUGGUGCGGGUGGCCGCUCUUCCAUGCCACCCUCGCUUCUUCCACCGAGCAAUAGCGGCAGGGUCCAGCAGGCGGUAGCUCUGUUCUCUCGACAGGAGGGCUUCACCACCGGCAACCAGGCCGCCGGGCCGCGACGCGUACAGACGACAUACCAGCAGCAGCGACAGCAGCAUCAACAGCAACAACAGCAGUACACGCAACAGCAGCAACAGCAGACUGUCGAGCAUGUGCAUCCACAGGCCGUCAGCUCGGCCGCAUCUACCCCAGCACGGAGCGACUCGUCUUUCAUGUACCUGACCGAUGAGGAACGGGAGAUGCUGGCGCAAAAGCAGCAGGCUUUGCUGCAGAAACAUUUCACGUUCCUGGCGCAACAACGUGAAGCCGCGGCACAGGGUCAUGGGGCGGCAGCCCAAAGCACAGUUAUGGUGUCGGCGCAGCAGAUAGGCCCUGCUGGCUUACAGUUGCAGCAGCAACAGCAACAACAGCACGGCGUGUUUGUACACCAGCAACACACCCAGACGUCACUGUAUCACGAUCCUGGGCACCGGGCCCUGCCGUCGGAGGUAAUGGCCCAAACCGGCGCUGCGGAUGCCAUGCAGUCGCCAGGGUGGUCCACGAAUAGCGCCCAGGGCUCCACAACAGCCCAUGGCCAGAGGCAACGGGGCAUAUUUUCGGAACAGGGCAUGGAUGCAGCGGGGCAGCAGGCUGCGCAUGAGCAGGACCAGGCCAUCGGAGGAGGGGACAAUGAGGAUGACUUGUUUAGUGGCCUGGAAGUCGUGGCAACGGACGAGCAACAAUUGUUACCGCCGCAGCAGCAGCAGGGUGGUGUAGCGCCUUUCGAGCAGGGGAAUGCGCCGACCAGCAACGGCAUGCCUGGACAGUCAUCGCAGCUGCAGCAGAGGAUGCCACUGCAAGAAAGGCCACAAGAUCAAGGAAUCCCCGAGCAGAUACAAUAUCAGCAUUAUCCGGUGCAACAAGCCGCGCAGCCGCUGCAGCCGCAAGCGCAGGCACCCCUGCGUCAGCAAUCCGCCUCGGUGCAGGGAUAUUACCAGCACAACGCGCAUGCGGCUGCGGGAAUGAGGCCCAAUGUCGCUGGUGUGCUUGCGUCGCCCUCCUGGCGAGGGGUGCCUGUCGGUGGGGUACCAGGUCAGUUGUCCCCUUUCUCCCAGGCCACAGCAGACGCAGCACCGGGACCAGGAGCUGCCCCUUUAUCACCGGUGUCCAUCGCCAGUGAAGCCACCGGCUCGGUGUCGUACCCCGCCCGCAAGAAGACUACGCAUGUAAAACUUGGUUAUGGUAUUGGGGAAGAGGCAAACAGCCAGGUUGCGCAGCAGCAGGCCGGGCCCGUCAUUACCGUAGCUACUCAUACAGGGCCGCGAGAGUGGGCAGGGAGCAUUGCAGCUGAAGCAUCAGGAGCCUCGGGAAGCGCAGCUGCUGGGGCAAGAGUUGCUGCUGAGGGAUUUCAGCAACAGCAGCAGCAUGCGCAAACUGUCGGCUACCCACAGCAGGGUGAGCCUGUUAUGCACCAGGCAGCAUGGUCACAAGAACAGCAGCUCCAGCAGCAAGCAGUGCUCCCGCAGCGACUGGCAUCGCGUGUAGAGUUCGGUCUGCAACAACAACAACAGCAUUUAUCUAGACCUGCAACGCCGGGUUAUGUCCAUCAUUCCUCAGCCUCUGCUGCGGCUAGCGAGCAAGGCAUGGCGGUUGCUGUAGCCCCGCCAGAAGCCACGCAGUACGGGCAGCAGUAUGGACAGCAUUAUAAGCACCUUCUGCCUUUUCAGCAACAGUACCUUGUGCAGCAGCAGCAGCAAGAACAAGAGUACUACGCUCAGCAGCAGGAACAGCGGGAGCAACGCUUGCAGCAGCAGGAGCAACAACAGCUAUUCCUGCAACAACAGUAUUUGCAGCAGCAGCAGGAACAGCAACAGCAGCAGCCACCGAGUCCGCACAGGGCGCCGCACACAGACACCGUUCGUUACCCGCACGUCAAGCCGCAAGACCCGGCGCAACAGCUACCGCAUCAACAGCCGCAGACAAGUGCAUAUCCUGUACCGGAAACCAGUGCUGGGCGCUACCCGCAAACCUUGUUAGCCGAGUCGGCACAUGCGCAAGCACACCAACUGCUGCUGCAACAACAGCGACAGCAAAUCUUGCAGCGGGAAAUGCAGCCUGCCCCGCAUGUGCAGCGCGUGCAUGAUCUAGUUCCGCCUUGGCCGCGGCCCGAUCCAGAGACACGGUGGCUUGCACAGGCUGAAGACGAGGCGCCAGCACAGGCGUACAUCCCAGCAGCGCUAGAAGAGGAGCCGCGCACGCAGGCUCAGCCGAGUUCUUUUAUCUCAGCUUUCCUGCAGCAGGCGCAAAUCGCAUCGGAGCGUGGCGGCGCCUUGGCCGGCGGCUCCAUGCUGCGGUCCACAGCUGCCGUUGCUGCAGCCGCCUUAUCACCCGUUGUACCUGCAGCUGCGAACCCUUUGGCUACGGGCUCUGUGUCGACGCCUGUGCGAGUCGCAAACACAGCUGUCGCACUGCAGCAGCCGCAGUACAUUAGCCUGGCUGACGCCAGCGCGGAUACGCCCGUGGCCACAGGAACCCCUGCUGCUGCCGCCAACAUGGCGCCGGCACCAUCCUUGCCCACCUCUGUUGGCGCCCUUCGAACGCGCUCCCGCGGCGGCGGCGGCGGCGGCUUUAGCAGCGGCGGGCUGGGGCCCGACCCGGCCUCAUCGUUGCCUGCCCUAUCGUCACUUCCCAGCCUGGACGAUCUUGAGUCUUACCUUAACAACAUCACUGGUCCUGUAGACGCCUGCCGGAGCGCCGCGGAGCAGCGGGCUAGGGAGAUGGUCUCGGCUCUGGCGGCUGCGUUGUGCCAGGCGCAAAAGGUGGAGGCGAGUUUGCAACAGCAGCGGCGGGCGAUGAAGGCUGCGCUGGCGGGUGUCAUGGCGAGCAUCACGCAGCUUGAGUCGGACCAGGCAAUCGCGGUGGAGGGUGAGGACUUCGACACUGCGGCGGCUUUGGACGAGCAGCUCACCCAGCUGUCGUAUCGGCGCGCCAACAUGGACGACCAGGUACGGCUGUUGGCGGAUGGACUCCAGCGGGCGGCGACGUUGCGGCUGCAGGUGCUGGGCCGGCAGGUGGAGGUGUGGCGCAUCACCGGGGCCUACCUUGCACGGCUGCAGAGUGGCCAACAGCAGAUGGCGGCGACGCUAGCGUCCCAGGCGGACAGGGAGGCGCAGGCGGCCGCCAUGUUGCACCGCGCUGCGCAGGAGGCACUGGUGCAGCGCCGUGCUGCUUUGGAGGAGCGGACUGCCGAGCUGGAUGCAGCGUCCGCGGAGGUGGCAUCGCAGGUGGCGGCGGCGACGGCGCCCGCGGAGGCGGAGCGGCAGCGGAGGGCAAACACCAGGGACGCGCUGCAGGCCGAAGUAGAGUCGCUGCGAGCACUGCUGACGGCCAAGGAGGCGGCGCUGGCGACGGCUGAGGCUGCCGUGGCGGAAGCUGUGGACGUGGUACGGCAGCAGGCCGCUGCAUUUGAUGCGGACCUGGCUCGCCUGGAGGAAGCGCGUAGGCAGCUGGAAACGGAGGCAGCGCAGGUGGCAAGCCAUGAGCAGGCCUUACAGGACAGCGAGCGCCAGGCCGAGGCGCGUGCGGCCGCCGUGGAGGAGCAUCAAUCGCAGCUGCGGCUGCAGGCCGACGCGCUAGGGACAGCAGCAGAGGCGAUGCGGUCGGAGGAGGAGGCGCUGGCACAGCGGGUGGCGGCAGAGGCCCGUAGCCAGGAGCAGCGCGAGCGGCUGCUGCAGGCGGACGAGAAGGCGCGGGAGGACCUCAAGGGCCUUGAGAAGUGCAUAUCUGACUUGAGCGCAGACUUGUCCCGGCUGGCGGAGCAGCGCGGCCGGCUAGCGGGUGAACGGACGGCCGCGCAGGAAAGCCUGGCUGGUCUGCAGCGGGCGUUACCUGAGCUGGAGGCAGCGAAGCGAGCAGCGGCGGCAAAUAAGGACUUCCGCGAGGCUGCGCGGUUGUCUGGGGAGCUGCGAGCGCUGUCCGCGCAGGCCGACGUCGCAGCAGCCCAGCUAGCGCGUGUGUCAAGUGCCAUGACAGAGCUGGCGGCGGUGGAGGGCAGCAAGGUUUCAGAGCUGGAGGAGCUGAGGGCCAUGGUGCACGAGGCGCAACGAAACGCUGCGGAGGCGCACCACAGGUACCUGGUGUUCAGUCUGGGUCUGAGCCGCGCCGCGCUCGAGGCGGCCGCGGGCGCGGAGCUGUACGAAGAGGCGGGCGCGUUGCAGGUGGAGGUAGCUGCGGAGGAGGCGGAAGUGCUGACGCUGGAGCGCACCUGGGGCUUCACCCGGCCGCAGCCGCCUGCCGCCACUGCCCGCAGGCGCACCUCCGUGGAGGCAUCGGCAGGUGCUUCCAUGGCCGCAGCCUCAUCCGCGGGCGCAGCUGCGGCCACGCACUUGGCCCCGUACUCACAGCCCCAGGGGCAGUUCUCCCGUCAGUCAUUCAGUACGCUAUCCGCCCAGUCGUCGCGCUCGUUGUCCUCGCAACUGCCUGCUGUGGCUGGGCCCGGGCCGAGGCCGCCCAUUCCCGCACCGGCCGGAAGCGGUGGUAACCCCGGAUUGCUGAACCCUGGCGCGAUGAGCCCGACGGUCCCUGCUGCCACCUUGCAGCGGCCGCAGUACCACCUGCACGCCCAGUUGCACACACCGCCGCAGCCAAACUCCUUUCCGCCGCACGUCCAGCAGCAUCCUCAGCCGCAAUCGCAGUUGCAGUUGCAGCAGUUACCGGGUAGCUCUUGGGCCAAGCGCAGCGGAAGCGGCAAUGGGGGUGACGACGGCUGCACCAGCGGAUCGGAGCUCAUGGCCGUCGCCGGGGCAUUGCCUUCGCCGCCGGUUUCUCACGUACCGGUCUCCCCUCUCAAGUGCGUCGCACCACCGCUACCGCUACCACCACCCGUUACAACACCGCCUCCAGGCGUGCCCGCAUCGAUGCAUCCGCUGUAUGGGGCGACGCCUGCGGUCCCUGACCCACGGGUCGUGACAACGGGUGCCAGCCCGGUGUACGAUAAUGUCUAUGGUGCCGCGUCCUCGUACGGCACAGGCAGCCCGUCAUCCCUUGAUGGCGAGCCCCCGGUCCCGGCCCCGCUGCCCCCGUCGCCGCUGCGUCCUAGCUACAUACCUCCUGUCCAUGUCACAGCGGUGCAGCCGGCCGAGCUGGGGGCAGGGUAUGAUGACAAUGACCGGAAGCUGCACGCCGAGGAGACGACUCAACGUGGGACGGCUGCGGAGGCGUCCUCUUUGUCCGCUGCAAAUGGACCUGCUCAAAGCCAUCAACCUGCUGGUGUGACUGCCGUACAAAGCAGUGUCGCUUCGUCCGCCGCUGCCGCGGCCACUAUUACGGCCCGCGAGCGAUCUGGGUUAGAGGCGACGCAGCCGUGUGCCGUGGCGGCGGCUGAGGCCGCCCCGGUUUCCGCCAUUGCUCCCCUGGGCCCCGCCGAUCCGCAUGGCCGAGGUGACGCUCAGGAAUGGAGUCAGGGGAUUGCAGACACGGCAGGUGACGACGACACAGAGGCGGGGGGGGUGGCUGCCGCAGACGGGGACGCGGCCACUGAAGCUGCACGGCGUGUCAAGCAACAGUACGGAGGGGAAACGGGUCCGCGGCAUGGUGGCCCACAGGAAGAAGUGGCAUCUAGCUCUUCAACCUGCUCACGAGGAGGAGCGGACGCAUCGGCACCGACACCGACGCAGUCGGUGGAAGCGGCGGUGACCAAGAGCGACGGUGGCGGAGAAGCAUCCUCCGCGGCUCCUUCCCAGGCUCAGGGGCUUGCAACGAGGCCGGCGGCAGCGGCGGCCUCGGCCCCGGCGGCGGCGGCAGCGGCACCCGGGCAGGAGAAAUCUGAAGUGGAAUAG
Molecule: messenger RNA, 6219 nt
Organism: Volvox carteri f. nagariensis
Lineage: Eukaryota; Viridiplantae; Chlorophyta; Chlorophyceae; Chlamydomonadales; Volvocaceae
Exons: 15
Coding region: 1-6219 (2072 amino acids)
Source: RefSeq, a predicted model, not a curated record